Molecule: messenger RNA, 1170 nt
Organism: Diplodia corticola
Lineage: Eukaryota; Fungi; Ascomycota; Dothideomycetes; Botryosphaeriales; Botryosphaeriaceae
Exons: 5
Coding region: 1-1170 (389 amino acids)
Source: RefSeq, a predicted model, not a curated record
AUGUAUCCUCUUUUGCACUGGGCAAGAAGUACGCCUCCGCAGGCUCAGAAGGGUCAAAGCAAUGAGGACCAAGUAACGGCAAUCCCACCAAGCCGCGCCCACGAAGUCAUCGCCACAACUGUUGGUGUCACUGCCCUAUGUGCAAUUUCUCUGAUGGGACUUCUCAUCCACGCUACCGAGACCGGCCUGGGGAUGCACAUCUACGGCCUUACGAUACUGGAGCUCUCGAGCAUGUCGUUGCACUUGUGGAUCGCCUACAUCUUCUUCAACUUCAGCGUCGGGAUCACCAAGAUAUCCAUCGUUCUCUCCUACCUACGCCUCUUUGCCUCAUCGAAAGGGACGAGAACAGCGUGUCUCGUCUUUCUGUGCAUCCUCAUACUCAACACGGUGGUGUCGGUGACGUGCUGCAUCCUGACUUGCCACCCAAUCUCAUUUUUCUGGCACCCCGAGCUGUUUACCACGCCCGAAGUGGUCAACGAGCACUGCGUCAACGUCAAAGCCAUGUGGUUCUUCCAGGGAUACACCUACAUCUUCUUCGACCUCGUUCUCAUUGUUCUUCCGAUCCCGGUUGUCAAGUCUCUGAACAUCUCUCGACGCGAAAGAUGGGCCCUGGGCGGCAUCUUUGCGCUUGGCGGAUUUGGAUGCAUCUGCUCCUUUCUCCGGAUACACUCACUCACCAGAGCCAUUGGCUCCCAGGAUCCGGGAUGGGACAAUGUCGACUCGGCACGCUGGGCCGUCAUCGAAGUGGCGGUCGGCAUCAUCUGCGCUUCGCUGCCGCAAUGCAAGACGCUUCUCACCAGGCUUUUCCCACGCUUCCUCAGUCCGAAUCGCCGCAGCAGGGACGUGACUUUCGCCGUCUCUGGGUUCGACAAAGGCCACGGGUGGAACUCGCUUCUGGAAAAGGGGAUCCGGAUGGACGCGGCCCAGAAGAACCAGAUGAGUCGGAAGGGAGGGCUGGUUCAGUCCAUGGUGGAAAGGGGCGCUCCGGACGACGAGGUCGACAGAUUCUGGGGCGAGGCCACAGGGGCUUCUGCCAUCCUGGUCACCACCACCAUGACGCAGCGGAGGGAGUCGCACUGCCCCAGCGUGGAAAGCAUAGAAGAGGUUUCGAGAAGGAACAGCAUCACGCCCAGCGAGGUGUCUCUGCCUCCCUUCCUCACCGAGGACUGA